Colius striatus (speckled mousebird) is the source of this 1969-nucleotide messenger RNA. RefSeq names its product dendrocyte expressed seven transmembrane protein (gene DCSTAMP). NCBI's taxonomy places the organism in Eukaryota, Metazoa, Chordata, Aves, Coliiformes, Coliidae. The transcript is spliced from 4 exons. The coding region runs from base 77 to 1507 and encodes 476 amino acids. The record is from RefSeq and is a predicted model, not a curated record. Gene Ontology annotation, cellular component: membrane.
GCACUGUGAAGAUCCUUCAUGCGCUUUACAGGAGGGCUUUUUGAGCCAUCACAGUGUCAGCAACAAUUGGAAGAAAAUGCAAGCAUUUGUCUCAAUAGCACAGAACGCAUGGAGGAUUUUUAUAUCUGAAAGGAAGCCUGGCUGGAAGUAUCUGAUGCAGCUUUUUGCACUUUGCUCUGCGGUUGGCCUCCUCUCAAGCUUUCUCUUAUUCCUUGGCAUGCAUUUCUCCCUGGCACACUACCCUUUGUGUCCCUUACUGAUUUCUGGAUUCAUCUGGAUCUUGCUUUCGAUUGCACUCUCUUGUUUCAAGCACCUGCGCUGUUUUAGUGUCCUAUUCCUUCUUUCUUGUGGACUCCAAAAUGGUAGGAAUGCUCUUAUUACUGCUGGCACAGGGGUCGUGGUGGCUGGCAACAUUCAAAAUAUUUUUCACAACCUAAAAGUUCUGGCAGACAGUAUAACCUGUCAUUUAGAGUAUGAGCAAUUUGCCUUGAUAAAAUACUAUGUUGAGGCAGUAAAAUGGAUUUAUGAGGCGGUCAAGCAUUCCACUGAACUACCUAAACAUAUAGUGUACCUAAAGCAUGAAUUCGCACCAUCUUAUUCAAUUUCAGAUGAUGCAUUAAAACAAGAGAUAAAUGACACAAAGCAAGAAAUCCAGAGAGUUGCUAAUCAGAUAUCUUUUAUGCUGACUAUACUGCCCUAUAUAGGGCAGAAAGUAUUGCCUAUGGUGGGGAUUUUUCUAGCUUCUUUUGGAACUGCUCUCUUUAUCAAAAGAUUUAUGGGCUCUCACAGUGCCAAAUUUAAAAAUACUUACAUCACAAAAGAGUUCAUAGCAUUUGAUGAGCACCAAAAGCAACAGCAAAGACCCUGCGUUCUACCACUUAACAGGAAAGAAAGAAAAGACUAUGUGAUAAUCCCAUCUUUCCGCUUCACAAGAGAGGACAGAAAAAACAUGCAGUAUUUUUUUUCCCCUGUAGUUAUUCAUCUUUGCAUCUGGCUUCUGUUUGCUGCAGUAGAUUAUUUGUUUUAUUGGUUAAUUAUUUCUGUGAAUAAACAUCUCCAAGAAGUACCCGAUAUAGAGAUUCAACUCAGCCUCUUUCAGCAAAGGAAUGACAACAGCUUUGUCAUUGGUAUGAGAGAGCAUAUUGCGAAGACUGAUCCUUUCAAGAUCUCUUUGUUUAAGCAUGACUGCAUCCCUCAGCCAGAGCUUACUCUCUUCAAGACAUGGAUCCAGCUUGGAGUCAUCAUCUUCAUCUUAAUAAUUUUUGGGUUAUUCUCUGGCUUCCUGACUCAACUUAAAAUACUUGUGUCAACUUCAUUUUAUCCUGACACUAAGAUGAAACGGAUACACUAUUUGCAUGCAAAAUUACUCAAGAAAAGAGCAAAGCUACAAGAGAAAACAGGGAAGAAUAUGUUUGCUAGAACGGUCAAGUUUUGGUUUCCAAUACUCAAGGGGAGAGAGACAGUGAGGAAGAAAGACAGGAGUGUGGCAAAUGACAACAUGGUGUGAAAGAGACCAAGUGAAUCUUUGGAUAAGGCUGAGAUGCUUUAGCUCCACAGGGACUCGUCUUUUGCACUUGUCUUUCCUACAGGAUGUCAAUUUUAAAAUGUAAAAAAUAGGAUCAAAAUCUAAUCAUCAGUAUUUUGGAAAUGAAGCCACAAGAGCUAAUGUGCUCUCCACCACAGAGGCUGCAUUAAUAUAUGGGUUGCAUUGAUAUUCGUUUUUCAACUUGGGGUCUGCACUGUCUUAUACUUUAGAAAUCCAUGGAGGGUCUGUUCUUCAGCGUCAAAGCAACCAAACAGCUUGGAGCUUUUAGGACUACAGAACAAACCUCUUUGGGUUGAGCUAACAGAGGACAUAAUGGCAGUAGCAGGUUUGUCUUCUCCACAGUUGUCAGACACUGAAGACAGAAAACAGAUCAGAGGCUGUCCAUUUGUCACCAAAAUCGGGAAAUAAACUCCUUAAUGCCAC